CUUGUAAUGUGGUACAUUCACAAUAAUGUCCUUAUCGAUUUGGUUCUUCAUUAGUUGUAUCUUUUCAAUAGGCUGUGAAAUACAUUACAACAAAUUUCCUAAAGAAUUUUUAUUUGGAGUCGCCACAUCAGCAUACCAAAUCGAGGGGGCAUGGAACAUAGACGGAAGAGGACCAAGCAUCUGGGAUCAUUUUACUCACAAACUACCUUCUCCAAUAUUGCAUAAUGACACUGGGGACAUCGCUUGCGACUUUUAUCACAGAUACAAAGAGGAUAUUCGAAAUAUGUAUAAUAUAGGUUUACAAUUUUACAGAUUUUCGAUUUCUUGGUCCAGAGUUUUGCCAACUGGUUACAGCAAACCUAUUAAUGAGAAAGGUGUAACUUUUUACAAAAAAGUUAUAAAAGAAAUUUUACGAUACAAUAUGACUCCUGUAGUGACUAUUUAUCAUUGGGAUCUUCCACAGCGGCUUUACGAGGAUGGAAUUGAUUGGACCAAUCCGAAACUCGUGGAUAUUUUUGUAAAUUAUGCAAGAAUUGUAAUCUCGAGAUUUCCAGAAGUUGGACUUUGGACUACAAUUAAUGAGCCCAAGCAAAUAUGUCAUUUUGGAUAUGGUUUAGGUAUUUUUGCACCAGGUGUAAAGAGCGACGGGUUAUUGGAGUAUCAGUGUGCUUAUAUUGUAAUGAAAAUCCAUGCCGCAACCUAUCAUAUGUAUAAAAACGAAUUUCCCCAUUAUAAAGCUAAAAUGUCAAUAGUUAUUGACUGCCAGUGGAUUGAACCUUUGACGAACACCAAAUCUGAUAAAGAAGCAACUGAACGCUACAGGCAAUUUGAGUGUGGUCUGUACCUACAUCCCAUUUUUAUUGGCGAUUGGCCAAAGAUAGUAAAGGAUAGAAUCUCAGAACGAAGCAAAUCACAGAAUUUAACAAAAUCUCGACUACCAACUUUCACUCAAGAAGAAAUCGCUUUUAUAAAAGGAACUCAAGAUUAUUUAGGAUUAAACCAUUAUUACACAUUUUUGGUUUCUAAUAUCGCAGCAAAUGAAAAAGGAUUUUCGAAUUAUGAAUACGACAUGGGUGCCAUAAAUUCCGAGAGUCCUAAUUGGAAAUUGGAUGCCAAUUUACGAAUUAUGUCACCGAGGGGAAUAAGAAGGACCUUAAAAUGGAUAAAAGAUAAAUAUAAUAACCCAGAUAUUUUAAUAACAGAAAUGGGAGUGAGUGAUAAUGGUAAAUCUUUACAAGAUGAUCACAGGAUUGAAUUUUAUAGGACAUAUUCUUGUAACAUUCUUGAUGCGAUGUACAUAGAUAAAGUCAAAGUAGUAGGAUUGGCAGCUUGGAGCUUGAUGGACAAUUUUGAAUGGGCUCUGGGCUAUAAGUCCCGUUUUGGUCUGUAUUACAUUGAUUUCCGUAAUGACCCUUCCUUAAAACGAGUGCCAAAAAAAUCUGUACAAUUUUAUCGACAAAUGAUAAAAUCAAGAGAAUUAAAUUGUAACAUCUCUGGCAAUUAUUUUUAUUAGAAGUUUUUCAAUAAACAAAAAUUAUAAACAUUUUGAUGAAGU
Messenger RNA from Psylliodes chrysocephalus, 1555 nucleotides. NCBI's taxonomy places the organism in Eukaryota, Metazoa, Arthropoda, Insecta, Coleoptera, Chrysomelidae. The record is from the annotation of a GenBank genome assembly.